Diceros bicornis minor is the source of this 2575-nucleotide messenger RNA. It is a transcript of the gene ISL1, whose product is annotated as ISL LIM homeobox 1. NCBI's taxonomy places the organism in Eukaryota, Metazoa, Chordata, Mammalia, Perissodactyla, Rhinocerotidae. The transcript has 6 exons. Gene Ontology annotation, cellular component: nucleus. Gene Ontology annotation, molecular function: DNA-binding transcription factor activity, RNA polymerase II-specific; cis-regulatory region sequence-specific DNA binding. Gene Ontology annotation, biological process: axonogenesis; positive regulation of transcription by RNA polymerase II; neuron fate specification. The record is from RefSeq and is a predicted model, not a curated record. The coding region runs from base 223 to 1272 and encodes 349 amino acids.
GUCCGCCGCCGCCGCAGCGCCUCCGCCUCGCCAACUCCGCCGGCUUAAAUUGGACUCCCCGAUCCGCGAGGGCGCGGCGCAGCCGGGCAGCGGCUCUCUCAGCUUUGGCAAUCCCAGGGGCCACUAUUUCCCACUUAGCCACAGCUCCAGCAUCCUCUCUGUGGGCUGUUCACCAACUGUACAACCACCAUUUCACUGUGGACAUUACUCCCUCUUACAGAUAUGGGAGACAUGGGAGAUCCACCAAAAAAAAAACGUCUGAUUUCCCUAUGUGUUGGUUGCGGCAAUCAAAUUCACGAUCAGUAUAUUCUGAGGGUUUCUCCGGAUUUGGAAUGGCAUGCGGCAUGUUUGAAAUGUGCGGAGUGUAAUCAGUAUUUGGACGAGAGCUGUACGUGCUUUGUUAGAGAUGGGAAAACCUACUGUAAAAGAGAUUAUAUCAGGUUGUACGGGAUCAAAUGCGCCAAAUGCAGCAUCGGCUUCAGCAAGAACGACUUCGUGAUGCGCGCCCGCUCCAAGGUGUACCACAUCGAGUGUUUCCGCUGCGUGGCCUGCAGCCGCCAGCUCAUCCCGGGGGACGAGUUCGCGCUGCGGGAGGACGGGCUCUUCUGCCGCGCCGACCACGACGUGGUGGAGAGGGCCAGCCUGGGGGCCGGCGACCCGCUGAGCCCCUUGCACCCGGCGCGGCCGCUGCAGAUGGCAGCCGAGCCCAUCUCCGCCCGGCAGCCGGCCCUGCGGCCCCACGUCCACAAGCAGCCCGAGAAGACCACCCGCGUGCGGACUGUGCUGAACGAGAAGCAGCUGCACACCUUGCGGACCUGCUACGCCGCCAACCCCCGGCCCGACGCGCUCAUGAAGGAGCAACUGGUGGAGAUGACCGGGCUCAGCCCCCGCGUCAUCCGAGUCUGGUUUCAAAACAAGCGGUGCAAGGACAAGAAGCGGAGCAUCAUGAUGAAGCAGCUCCAGCAGCAGCAGCCCAAUGACAAAACUAAUAUCCAGGGGAUGACAGGAACUCCCAUGGUGGCUGCCAGUCCAGAGAGACACGACGGUGGCUUACAGGCAAACCCAGUGGAGGUGCAAAGUUACCAGCCGCCUUGGAAAGUACUGAGUGACUUCGCCUUGCAGAGUGACAUAGAUCAGCCUGCUUUUCAGCAACUGGUCAAUUUUUCAGAAGGAGGACCGGGCUCUAAUUCCACUGGCAGUGAAGUGGCAUCGAUGUCCUCUCAGCUCCCAGAUACACCUAACAGCAUGGUAGCCAGUCCUAUUGAGGCAUGAGGAGAGGAACAUUCAUUCAGAUGUAUUUUUUUCCCUGUUGGAGAAAGUGGGAAAUUAUAAUGUUGAACUCCGAAACAAAAGUAUUUAACGACCCAGUCAAUGAAAACUGAAUCGAGAAAUAAAUGCUCCAUGAAAUGCACGAAGUCUGUUUUAAUGACAAGGUGAUAUGGUAGCAACACUGUGAAGACAAUCAUGGGAUUUUACUAGAAUUAAACAACAAACAAAACCCAAACCCAACAUACGCUAUCCAAUGACCUUAGGAGUACUGAAAAAAGGAAAAAAAAAAGACGUUUUUAAAACGUAGAGGAUUUAUAUUCAAGGAUCUCAAAAAAAGCGUUUUCAUUUCACUGCACAUCUAGAGAAAAGCAGAAAUAGAGAUUUUCUAGUCCAUCCUAUUCUGAAUGGUGCUGUUUCUAUAUUGGUCAUUGCCCUGCCAAACAGGAGCUCCAGCAAAUGAGCAGGAAGAGAAAAACUGGCCUCGGCUGAAAGAGUCCUCUCAGGAAGGCGGAGCUGCGUUGGUUCGCGAUGUUUUUAGUUGACUUUAACAAGGGGUUAAUUGAAAUCCUGGGUCUCUUAGCAUGUCCUGUAGCUGGUUUCUUUUUUACUUUCGCCCCUCCCCCCCCAUUUUUUUUGAGAUCCAUCCUCUAUCAAGAAGUCUGAAGCGACUUUAAAGGUUUUUGAAUUCAGAUUUAAAAACCAUCUUAUAAAGCAUUGCAACAAGGUUACCUCUAUUUUGCCACAAGCGUCUCGGGAUUGUGUUUGACUUGUGUCUGUCCAAGAACUUUUCCCCCAAAGAUGUGUAUAGUUAUUGGUUAAAAUGACUGUUUUCUCUCUCUCUGGAAAUAAAGAGGAAAAAAAGGAAACUUUUUUUUUGUUUGCUCUUGCAUUGCAAAAAUUAUAAAGUAAUUUAUUAUUUAUUGUCAGAAGACUUGCCACUUUUCAUGUCAUUUGACAUUUUUUGUUUGCUGAAGUAAAAAAAAAGAUAAAGGUUGUACCGUGGUCUUUGAAUUAUAUGUCUAAUUCUAUGUGUUUUGUCUUUUUUCUUAAAUAUUAUGUGAAAUCAAAGCGCCAUAUGUAGAAUUAUAUCUUCAGGACUAUUUCACUAAUAAACAUUUGGCAUAGAUAAAUAAAUAAACGCAAUGAUUCAGGGUCCCUCUUUUAUAUGUUUAUGAGUAAGCCGUUAAAAUGUCUGAAAUUAAGGACUGCAUGUGAAUUGGGGUAAACUGACAUACAAUAGGUGUGAUAUUUUAUUGCAAAUACUUAAAGUUGAGCUUGCAAGUUUGCAUUUCAGUAGCUGGAUCAA